This is a messenger RNA of Triticum turgidum subsp. durum (durum wheat), 1731 nucleotides long. Lineage: Eukaryota; Viridiplantae; Streptophyta; Magnoliopsida; Poales; Poaceae. The record is from the annotation of a GenBank genome assembly.
AUGACCUACUUUCCGGAGGAGGUGGUGGAGCACAUAUUCAGCUUCUUGCCCGCGCAAUGUGACCGGAACACCGUUUCACUUGUUUGCAAGGUAUGGUAUGAGAUUGAAAGGCUGAGCCGGCGAACUGUCUUUGUGGGUAACUGCUAUGCUGUGCGCCCUGAGCGCGUGGUGCUUCGGUUCCCCAAUGUGCGGGCACUGACAGUGAAGGGGAAACCACACUUCGCUGAUUUCAACCUUGUGCCACCUGAUUGGGGUGGGUACGCCGGACCAUGGAUCGAGGCAGCAGCCAGGGGCUGCGUGGGUCUUGAGGAGCUGCGGAUGAAGCGGAUGGUGGUGUCAGAUGAGAGCCUGGAGCUGCUUGCCAAAUCAUUCCCACGAUUCAGGGCCCUAGUUCUUAUCAGCUGUGAGGGGUUCAGCACCGAUGGACUAGCAGCUAUUGCAAGUCACUGCAAGUCUAGGCUCCUGAGGGAGUUAGAUUUGCAGGAAAAUGAGGUGGAUGAUCGAGGGCCAAGGUGGCUCUCCUGCUUCCCUGAUUCCUGCACGUCCCUUGUCUCCUUGAAUUUCGCCUGCAUCAAAGGGGAGGUUAAUGCUGGUUCAUUAGAGAGACUUGUUGCUAGGUCCCCAAGUCUUCGGAGUUUGAGGUUGAAUCGAUCUGUGUCAGUAGAUACACUCUCGAAGAUAUUAAUGCGCGCCCCUAAUUUGGAGGAUCUAGGGACUGGGAACUUGACAGAUGACUUCCAAGCUGAAUCGUAUCUCAGGCUGACCCUUGCAUUGGAGAAAUGCAAACUGCUGAGGAGUUUAUCGGGCUUUUGGGAUGCUUCGCCUUUGUGCCUUCCAUUCAUCUAUCCUGUAUGUGGGCAACUAACAGGUUUAAACUUGAGCUAUGCUCCGACACUUGAUUCUUCUGAUCUCACCAAAAUGAUCAGCCACUGUGUGAAACUCCAACGUCUUUGGGUACUGGAUUGCAUCGCGGAUAAGGGCUUGCAAGUGGUGGCCUCCAGUUGCAAGGAUCUACAAGAACUCAGGGUAUUCCCAUCAGACUUCUAUAUCGCCGGGUAUUCCCCAGUAACAGAGGAGGGACUUGUUGCAAUAUCCUUGGGCUGUCAAAAACUGAGCUCAUUGCUAUAUUUUUGUCAUCAAAUGACGAAUGCUGCACUGCUUACUAUAGCUAAGAACUGCCCAAAUUUCACGCGGUUCAGACUCUGUAUUCUUGAGCCUGGGAAGCCUGAUGCCAUGACAAACCAACCAUUAGAUGAAGGUUUUGGUGCUAUUGUUCGUGAAUGCAAAGGGCUAAGGCGAUUGUCAAUAUCGGGUCUUCUCACCGACAAGGUUUUCAUGUAUAUUGGUAAAUUCGCGAAACAACUUGAGAUGCUUUCAAUAGCAUUUGCUGGAGAUAGUGAUGCGGGAAUGAUGCAUGUUAUGGAAGGAUGCAAUAAUCUGAGGAAGCUGGAGAUUAGAGAUAGCCCAUUUGGUGAUGCUGCACUCCUGGAGAAUGUUACCAAGUAUGAGACAAUGCGAUCCCUUUGGAUGUCAUCAUGCAAUGUCACAGAAAAGGGGUGCCAAAUCCUUGCAUCAAAGAUGCCAAUGCUUAAUGUGGAGGUUAUAAAUGAGGUAGAUGAGAGCAAUGAAAUGGAUGAGAACCAUGGAAUCCCCAAAGUUGACAAGUUAUAUGUUUACCGCACAACUGCUGGGGCAAGGGAUGAUGCGCCAAAUUUUGUUAAAAUCCUAUAG